CCUACUUUUGUGUUUAAUAACACAUAUUAUAUAUUAUUAAAUAUAAUGUUUAAUUGAAAGAGUUGUGAAUUGAAAGAUAGCUUCAUAUAAUUUGUUUGUUUUUAUUCGCAUAUCUAGAUAGACAUGAUCUCACGUAAGAAAAACAAUCUGUAAUCUAUGAUCUUAUCUUAAUACAACUUCCUAAUAAAUACUUGUUCUCUACAUAUAUUCUUCAUAGUCAUAUGUGACGUGAAUGCUUUCUUUAUUUAAAAAGUUGUAUUUCAUUUCAAGCUUUCUGGCUUUGUAAAGCUUUCUUUGUUCCAAUCUUUACAGUAGCAAAAAUACAAAACAACGAAACCUCGCUACUCAAGCAAAAAGUAAAAAUGCAAAAUCAGAUGAGUUUUGUGCCGCGGUCAAAUAAAAACAUAAUGUAUUGCUGGCUGCGACAAACGAAUUAGUAAAGAAAAGACAAUUUAAAAAAAAAAAACGUGAAAGUUCGAGUUCUAUAUUAACAAAAAAGGAAAAAAAAAACAAAAUUUUAACUACAAAAUUACGGGUCAAUAAAUCAUCAAACAACAACAAGAAAGAGAAGAAAAAAGAGUGUAUAUUAGAAAGGUGUAAAAUACAAAGUACAGAGAAAAGUGCCAAAAAAAGUCGGCAAAAAAAGGCAAGCAAUUAAGUCUUUUUCCCGAAUAAUUGUGCAAGAAAAAUUUCCAUUUUACUUUUUAAGGAAUUCAAUAAUAAAAGAUAUAUACGGCAACGGCUUCCGUUCGUUUUCGUAUUACAAAAAUAUCGAUUAAUCGCAUAUAGAUUUAUAAACACGUAAUGGCGCCGGCACUAAGUAGAUUGCGCGAAAAUCAAAAUGUUAUAAUCGGCCUAACUGGUGUUUCCGCGGCCUUAUGGAUUAUCGCUUAUGGCAAGUCGUCACAAAAACACAGCAAAUCGAUUUAUGAGAAUAAAAUUCAAUAUGCAAUUGCGGAGAAAAAGGACAAAAAGGCUCCAAAGGCUCAUGUGAACGCAGUUUUUUUUAAACAAUUGAGAAAACUAUUACCCAUUAUUGUGCCGAGAUUUUGGAGCGUUGAAAGCGGUUUGCUUGUUUUGGUUGCUCUGUCCCUGGUUGGUCGGUCUGCUUGUGAUAUAUUUAUGAUCCAAACUGCGACUGAGAUUGAAGGCUUUAUUAUUCACAAGAACAGGGACCUAUUCAAGCGAGGCUUAACAAGUUACAUGUUCACAUUGCCAUUGAUUUCUGUGAUCACUAAUAUAUUAAAGUGGAGUUUAGGCGAAUUGAAAUUACGUUUUCGUACGAAUUUAACUCAUCACCUAUACAACCAGUACCUGACAGGUUACACUUAUUACAAAAUGUCCAAUUUAGAUAAUCGAAUUGCAAAUGCUGAUCAAUUGCUUACCACGGAUAUUGACAAGUUUUGUGAGAGUGCAACCGAUUUGUAUACUAAUGUUAGCAAACCUCUCCUGGACAUAUUCAUUUACGUUUACCGUUUAACGAUGAAUUUAGGAGGCAGCACCCCAGGAUUUUUAAUGAUUUAUAUGAUUUUUGCCGGCAUUUUUUUAACACAUAUGCGUCGCCCGACGGGUCGCCUUACGGUAGAAGAACAAAAGCUUGAGGGUGAAUUUCGAUAUGUUAACAGUCGUCUUAUCACGAACUCGGAAGAGAUUGCCUUCUAUCAGGGUAAUUUUAGAGAGAAAUUAACUUUACUUGCCAGCUACGGAAAGUUACGUUCACAUUUACGUAAGUUCCUAGAAUUUCGCGUUAGCAUGGGAAUUAUCGAUAAUUUGAUCGGAAAAUAUUUUGCGUCAGUUGUGGGCUUUUACGCCGUUUCUGUACCGUUCUUCAAUGAAAAUCAUCCCAUGUUAUCUGGCGGGAAUAGCGGUAAACGUUUACAGAUUUAUUACACAUCUGGCAGAAUGUUAAUUAAACUAGCCGAAGCUGUUGGGCGUCUGGUAUUGGCUGGUCGUGAAAUGACACGCUUAGCUGGGUUUACAUCACGCAUGACUGAACUAAUCAAAGUCUUAGAUGAUCUCAAUAAGGGCACUUAUGAGCGCACCAUGUUGAAUAAUAUCAAAAAUUCGCAGAAAGAAUUCAGUCCCGGGCAAGGUGAAAUGAUAUUCCAAGACAAUAUCAUACGUUUUGAAAAGGUACCAUUGGUUACACCUAAUGGCGAUGUGCUAGUUAAGGAAUUAACAUUUGAAGUCAGAUCCGGUAUGAAUGUGUUGGUUUGUGGUCCAAAUGGCUGUGGUAAAUCCAGUUUAUUCCGCAUAUUGGGUGAAUUAUGGCCCACCUGGGGUGGAAAAGUAACGAAACCACAUCGCAGUAAAUUAUUUUAUAUACCACAGAGGCCUUAUAUGACUUUAGGUACAUUAAGAGAUCAGAUUAUUUACCCACACACCUAUGAAGACAUGCGUCUGCAUAAGAAAACCGAUGAGGAUUUAAUGCAAUUUCUGGAUUUAGUACAACUAACUUAUGUAGAGCAACGCGAAAAUGGUUUAGAUGCCGUCGAAGACUGGAUAGAUGUAUUGUCAGGCGGCGAAAAGCAAAGAAUCGCUAUGGCUCGUCUUUUCUAUCAUAAUCCACAGUUCGCCAUUCUGGACGAAUGCACGAGUGCGGUUUCUGUUGACGUUGAGGGCAAAAUGUAUAGCUAUUGCCGGGAGGCAGGCAUUACACUAUUUACCGUUUCACAUCGUAAGUCUUUGUGGAUUCAUCACGAUUACUAUUUACAGUUCGAUGGACGUGGUAAUUAUGAUUACGCACCCAUUGAUCAAAGCAAGGAUCAUUUUGGUUCGUAAGCUUCGUUUGCAUAUAAUCUCAUGUAUGUUACAUUAGGUACGCACGGUGUGUGUACAUCACGUGGCCAAAUAUUAUUUCUUUUUUUGUUUUCUAAGCAAUAAAAAUAUUUUUGUGGUUUCGUCUCUUAUUUAAGAUAAUUUGUAAUUAGUAUUUAUUUAUAUAUUAAUGUAAGCAACCUUCAAUUCCUUGCCCUGGCGUUACCCGAAUAAAUUUAAACUCUGGAUUACG
This is a messenger RNA of Glossina fuscipes, 3010 nucleotides long. RefSeq names its product ATP-binding cassette sub-family D member 3 (gene Pmp70). The transcript has 11 exons. Gene Ontology annotation, molecular function: long-chain fatty acid transmembrane transporter activity; ABC-type transporter activity; ATP hydrolysis activity. Gene Ontology annotation, biological process: peroxisome organization; very long-chain fatty acid catabolic process; fatty acid beta-oxidation. Lineage: Eukaryota; Metazoa; Arthropoda; Insecta; Diptera; Glossinidae. The record is from RefSeq and is a predicted model, not a curated record. The coding region runs from base 805 to 2781 and encodes 658 amino acids. Gene Ontology annotation, cellular component: peroxisomal membrane.